GUAAAUUUGAAAGCAGUUCGAAAGCAGUUUUUUUAAAGAAGGAAAAAUUUCGAAAAAUUACUAAAAUUAGUGAAAUUCGUGCAAUUUAAAAGCAUAUUUUCGUGGAAUCGGGCAAAUAAACAACUGGAAAAACGUUGCCGAAACUGAGAAAAUAUCGAAAAUUAAUCGAUUAUAACAUCUUAAAACACAAAUUUGCAGCGAAGAUGAUACGAUCGCACCAGCAGCAGCAGAUAGGCGCGUUGCCCGACUGCCAGAAGGAACUGAAGAGCUGGAAGGACAAAUUCGAGAUGGAUACGUUGAAUCAGCUGGAUUUGGUGCAAUUUUUCCACACAAUCAGUCCGUACUUUCUCACAAUCGAGCCGAAAGACGACCCGAGCGACUUGGGUUGUUGUGCAUUCGACGAAGCGGGUGCCAAGGCAGCGAUUAUCGAUGUUCUCGAGGAACUAAUUUGCGGCGACAAUCCGCAACUGGUACUCGAAAAGAUCAAAACGGAAGAAAAUGUGCCCUCGGUAUGCGGCAGAGUCUUCAAAAGUGGCGAACCUACGUACAGUUGUCGCGAAUGCAGCAUGGAUCCAACUUGCGUUUUGUGUGCGGGGUGCUUUGGAAAAUCGACACAUCGACAUCACAAGUACAAGAUGAGUACGAGUGGCGGCGGCGGAUGUUGCGAUUGCGGCGACCGGGAGGCUUGGAAACGCGAUCCGUACUGCGAGGAACACAAAUUGGGCUUGGAGAAGCAAGGCGAUAGUAAAAUAGUGACGGAACGGAUGAAAAAAAUUUGUUACAUUGUCUUUCGGAGUAUUUUGUCCUUUUGUACGAAAUGUUUCCAAAUGAAGGGAGAGAACCUGAACCCAUCAGAUUUUGACGGAGACAUAUUUUGUACAAUUUUGUACAAUGACGAAGUGCAUACGUUCGAUCAGGUCAUCCAAACCCUCACGAACAUCAUUAAAAGCAACCAAAAGGAAGCCCUCGAGAACGUUACGGCAAUCGAUCGUGAAGGCAGAGCAGUUGUCAAAUGCGCUACUUAUGCCAUUUGCAAGAAAUUACAGCAAGAAAUCGAACGAAAACCCGUGAGGACGUUAACAGCUAAAAAUACUCCGUUAAAGGUCGAUGUCUUGCACAAAGAUGUCGUCGCUUGUCAAUACGUCACGAUGUAUCUCCUAUCGUGGUUUCAGGAUUUCAUGACGAAACAUCAGGCGUUUCGGGCGAUUUUUUAUGAAAUUGUAACGGAAUCGGGAAAUCCUUAUUCCUUAAAGAAUAUUUUGCUAAAUGACAUUAAUUUGUGGAAAGAAGCUCGUACGAGUUGGCAUCGCCUCCUUAUAUCCGGCAUGCUAAUGGAAUAUGAGUACAAAAAAAAGUUGGCAGUGACUUUUACGCAAAAAUACUCGCAACUCAUGCAAGAAUUCAUCCGAGACGAUCAUUUCCACACAUUUUCCAUCGUUUCGUUGAGUGUUCAACUCUACACCGUGCCAACAGUCGCUCAUCACUUAAUCGCCGCGGAAGACGCUUUUUUCAAACUUCUCCAUACUUUUCAUACGGAAACGAUUGAGAAACAUGUGAAGAACCACGUGCUGCAAUUUGAGAAGAACGCGUCGGGUCAAACGGUUUUCAAACGUGCCGUUUACAUCCUGAUCGAUCUAAAAUACCUCCUGAGCUUCAAACCGGAUCAAUGGACCCAAGAACUUCGGAUGGGAUUUUUGCAUGGCGUUCAACAACUCAUUAAAUUCCUAAAAGUGAUGCAAGGGAUGGAUGCUGUGACACGCCAAGUGGGUCAACAUAUGGAAUAUGAGCCAGAAUGGGAGUCCGCGUUCACUCUUCACAUCAAAUUAGCGAAUAUCAUAACUCUCGUGCUCGAUUGGUGCUCCACGGAUCAAGUUGUACUUGUCAAAGUGUAUCGCAUGGUGGUCGAUGCCUUGCUGGAGAACAAAUUUAUUGUGUCGCAGACGAAAGCGGAGGUUCGGGAGCUUGCCGAUCACAGUGCCAACUGUUUACAAUACGAUGUCUUAUCGAAACCAGUUUCAAUUCAUUUGCCGUUAACACGUUUCUUGGCAGGACUUUAUAUUAACUUUGAGAAAUUCGGUUUGGAUUUCGAUUCGGUUACGGGAAAUGUCGAAAAACCGACCCCAGAAAGGAUUAUUGAGCCGGUUUUGUGUGCAAGAACGAUGAUUUCUCAAGUUUGCGCGGGAAUGUGGCGUCGAAAUGGAUAUUCGCUCUUGAAUCAACUCUUUUUCUAUCGGAAUGUGCGAUGUCGUGCCGAGAUGUUGGACCGGGACAUCAUAAUUUUGCAAAUGGGAGCUUCCCUUAUCGAAAGUAACGAGUUUCUUAUUCAUUUGUUGAACAAAUUUAACUUACUGGCAUGGGCUUCUCCCAAUUACGAGCCAAGUACGAGUGGCGUCGAAGAGGAUGGCGUUCGUCAAAUCGCCAAUAUGAUCGAUGAGUUUUUGGAAUUGCUCAUAAUUAUCAUCGGGGAGAGAUAUACGCCGGGAAUAGGAUGCGUUACGGAAGACGAUCGUUUGCGGAAAGAAAUUAUUCAGCAGCUUUGUAUUAAGCCGUAUUUACAUUCGGAGCUGAUGAAGUCCCUGAGUGAAGAUGCAAAUGGCGAAACUGGCAUGGAAAAUGUCAUUGAUGAUGUUGCGGUCUUUAAAAAACCAUCGCAAGCCGAGAAAAAAGGAGUUUAUGAACUGAAAGAGGAACAUUAUGAGAAUUAUAAUAUGUACUUUUAUCACUAUAGUAAGGAGGAAAAGUCAAAAUCUGAGGAAGCGCAACGCAAAAGGAAACAAGAUAAGAAUGAACUGGUUUGUUGUCCGCCGCCAAAGUUACCAAAACUUACGCAGUCUUUCAGUAUGAUCACAAAUAUGCUACAAUGCGAUGUUAUGCUUCAAUGUAUGCAAACUGUGCUUAAGCGAGCGUUGGAUUUAACAGCUAUCACUUUUCUUGAAAGUCAUUUAGCGAAGACUCUUCAUUUGAUGGGAUACGCAUUACAAGAAGAAGAAUCCGGAAACUAUCCUUUCCUCCUGUUCCUUGAACGUUCGUCAAAUUGGGGCUUACUUCCUUUGUUAGAAGAAUUAGCAAAGAGUCCAAGAGUUGAAUCACAACGCGACUUGAUCGUUUGGGUCAUCAAAAAGUUCAAAGAACUCAAACAACGCAAAACCGACGAAGAAAUGCAACCAGAGCCCGAAACGGAAACCAUGCAAUCCGAGUCGCAACAAACCGCAGCAAUUGCUGAACAAGCGCAAAAAGAAGAACGCGCCCGUCUCGCCGCAAAACGUCGCGCCCAAAUUUUAGCUCAAAUGGCAAAUGCGCAAAAAACCUUCAUGGAAGGCAAUGCCGAGUUGUUCAAGGAAGCAAAUGACGACGCCAAUAUGCGAGCAAGUACCUCAUCUGCUGGCGCCAUGGAUUGGCAAGAUGACGAAGGAACGUCGACAGAAGAGAUUAAAGUCGAAAAUUGCUGCUUAGGCCCGAACCGGAAAAUUGUCCGUUUAGAAGAUAAGGAAUACACGUGCAUCUUAUGUUCAGAAGACGCGGUUGUAAGUCGUUACGGACCCUCAAUGGUAUAUCCGGCAUUCAUCCAGAAGAGCAGUGUGUUGUCUCGUUACCAGAAAACCAGUGACGGGGUCUUGCAAUAUCUCGAAACAACGAUUCAUCCAUCGCCGCAUACAAGCACAUGCGGGCACGUCAUGCACAUUUACUGUUUCAAGCAAUAUUUCGAGAAUGAAAAGUCCAAGGAAAGUCGUCGCCCGUACCGAAAUCGAACUCCGGUGCUAUUCGACGUCGACAAAAACGAAUUUUUGUGUCCUCUGUGUCGCUUUUUGUCGAAUUCCGUGUUGCCCCUUGUCCCGGCAUUGCCGACUUUGAGUGAAGGACCGAGCGAUUUGAAGAAGGCACUCGAUUCUCUGGACUUUAAUACAUGGCUCGAGCUCAUGGAUGACUUUACGGCACAACUUCCGUUGGAAUAUCCGCUCGAAGGGGACUUCAAGAAGGAAGUACAACGCACAUGCAACGAACUCUACGAAAGCAAAUUCGUCAAAGUUGUCAAUGAAAAGUUCAAUUUGAACAUCGAAAUCGAGAAAAGUGGUCCCGAAAAACACUUGAACGCCAUUUUUGGCGAAACCACAGAACAAAACGUGAAUAAUUUCGUGAACGCUAUAAAGACAAUUUCGCCGUAUCAUGCCCCAGCACCGGGAAUCGAGCAAUUUUUGGUGACUUGGCUUUCGUGCGGUUACACAAUUGAAUCUCUCGAAAUGCUUCUGCGUGCCACAGAUAAGCCACUGAAGGGAGAAAUGUCAAUUCGUUACACUUCAUGCUUGUCGGGACUUGUGCGCAUCUCCGGCAUCAUUUGCGCCAACAAUACUCGUUCAAAUAUCGAAAUGAUCUCACACUUGAAGUCCGUUUACGAUAUUUUACUGGCACGAAAAUCGGCUUGUGUGCUUGAAUGGGACCUCUUUGGCAUGAUGGUGAUGUUAAUUUUUUCGACGCGAUCCGUACUUGGAGCGGGAUUCGGCGAAGCAAGUAUCCCCAAGGGAGAACGAGUUGAUCAUUCGAUCGUUAAAGCGAUUUUUUUGGCGACAAUUUUGCGAAUUCUCAUCACGUACGAGCCAAAUACGGAAAUGGACACCUUCAUGGAUGACGAUACAGAACCCGCGGUACCAGAAAAUGAGAAACUUUUGUCGUUUUAUAACAAUUACAACAUCUACUUGGAUGACAACGUCGAAAAUCGACCAAAUAUCAGCACGAAAACGCUAAUCGAACAAAUAAAGUUGCAAUGUCACACGUUCCUGCGAUGCUCGUGUCUCCUGUUCAAUUUCAUGACCGACGUGGAGUUGCCCGACGAAUUGCAAUAUCUUGGCGGCGACACGUUCGAAGUGAUGACCUCGUACUUGGGCCUUUCAUCUGAUGUCACUUCAUACUUCGACGAUGCGGUUUGCGUUAAUUUCAUCAAGCGACUCGCGGAUCAUCCAGACAUCAAAGAGUUUAAGAAAAAAAUUUCCGAUCGUCGCACGGAUGAAAUUAUCCCAAUUGUGUCGCCUGUGACGCCCAUCCGACAGUUGAUAACGCUCCCCGAUGACUACAUUGACGUCAUUAACAGUGUUUCGGUCUUUUCGUGUCCAAACUACGAAAAAGAAGAAAGUCGCAAUCCGACAAUGUGUUUGGUUUGCGGCGAAAUUUUGUGCUCCCAAACGUACUGUUGUCAAAAGGAGCUGCUCGUGCAAGAUGCCAUUCGGAAAGACAAGCAAGAAGUUCAACCCGUGGGCGCAUGUACCUAUCACAUGCAUUCGUGCGGUGCGGGAAUCGGAAUUUUCCUCAAGAUUCGAGAAGCGGAAAUUUUGUUGUUGGGUCCCAAUAAGGGAUGUUAUAUCUCAGCGCCGUAUUUAGACGACUACGGAGAGACGGAUCAAGGCCUGAGACGAGGAAAUCCCCUGCACUUGUGUCAAGAUCGCUACAAGAAACUUCACUUGAUGUGGCUGAGUCACGGAAUUCACGAGGAAAUUGUGCGACGUACCGAAUCCGGGCAAAUUCAGUUUGCAACGCAAUGGCAAAAUUUCUAACCGAUCCAACCAAAAAGGACUUUUAAAUGUGUUUCGUUUUGUUUUUUCUCAGAUGAAAAUAUCUCUCUUUGUGAUAUAAAUUCUUCGCAACUCUCUAAAUUACACUUAGCCAAAAUUCAAUUGUGUUAAAUACGUAAAAAAACAAAAAAAAAAAUAAUAGAUCGAUUUAUAAUCUUAUCCAAGUUUAAUAAUUACCUGUCUAAUUACCUAGCUACUAUUACUGAUAAGCAAAUGGCUGGAAUGUGUCUUUCGAAUUCACAACUUAGAGAAAAAAAAAUGUCUCUGCUGAUGGAGAUUUUAACUGUAAAUAUGUUUGAGUAGGAUUUAAUGAACAAAAAAUGAAAUAAA
This is a messenger RNA of Culicoides brevitarsis, 5891 nucleotides long. It is a transcript of the gene Ubr1, whose product is annotated as E3 ubiquitin-protein ligase UBR1. Gene Ontology annotation, biological process: ubiquitin-dependent protein catabolic process via the N-end rule pathway. NCBI's taxonomy places the organism in Eukaryota, Metazoa, Arthropoda, Insecta, Diptera, Ceratopogonidae. Gene Ontology annotation, molecular function: ubiquitin protein ligase activity; zinc ion binding. The transcript is spliced from 7 exons. Bases 204 to 5543 code for a protein of 1779 amino acids. The record is from RefSeq and is a predicted model, not a curated record.